Messenger RNA from Vanrija pseudolonga, 1737 nucleotides. RefSeq lists its product as uncharacterized. The transcript has 6 exons. The record is from RefSeq and is a predicted model, not a curated record. Lineage: Eukaryota; Fungi; Basidiomycota; Tremellomycetes; Trichosporonales; Trichosporonaceae. Bases 1 to 1737 code for a protein of 578 amino acids.
AUGGCAGGGCGCAAGACAGCGUCCGCCGACGCGAUCAUAUCGACGCCCCACCGCCCCAUCAACUUGCUCGCAUACAUCAGCGCCACCUGCUUCGCCGUGGUCGUCACCCCCACCCUCGUCACCUGGCUCCUAACGACAUACGCGGGCUGGUUCUUCACAGUCAUACUGGCCCCCACGUUGGCCAUCUGGGUGACCAAGGCCAAGGCCAACGCUCGCCAGAGUGACCAGCUGCGCCAGGCCGCGCUCGAAACAGCAGCCAAAGUGGAGGUGGACAAGCGUCUGGCCGCGGAGGAGUGUAAAGCCGUCCACCAUGCCGACUGGCGCGUGAUCCACAAGCUGCGGGAGGACGUCCGCGCCGCGGAGGAGCGGGAGCGCGUCGCAGCAGACAAGGCGGAGGUGGAUGCGGCCCUGAUUGCCAAGCUGCAAGACGAACUUGCUUGGGAGAUCAAGUGCGCAAAGCAGAAGCCAGAACUGAGUGCGCGCGACGUUGCGAAGCUGCAAGAGGAUCUCUACAUGGCCAAGCUGUACGCCAAGGAGCAUGACACAGAGAUCUGGAAGGCGAACAAUCGCACCCGCGAGGCCGCCGAGAGUGCCGCGGCAAGCGCGCAGGUUAUCACUCGCCUGCGUGAGGAGGGGACCAACGCCAGGACCAAGGCGGAGGCGGACGGACGCAUGAUUGCCGAGCUGCAGGACGCAGUCCGCGCCGCCGGGUCAAAGACCAAGGCCGACGCGCAGUUGAUUACCGAGCUGCGUACCCACGCCGACGACAAGGAGCAGCUGCUUGCCAACCUUUAUGCCCUGGUGGCCAAGAAGAACCUCCAGAUCGAAGACCUCCGACUCGAUAUCGCCAAACGCGACGCCAUUCUCGCCGACCUCAUGCCCGCUAGCUCGGACGGAGGGGAAUCGCGCUGCACCACCGAGGUGCCGGAGGAGUCUGCCGCCGAGGUGGAGGCGGCGCUGCCCCCGCCGGAGCUAUCCGAGGAGCAGUCGGCUGCUGACGUGCUGGAGGUGUCCGAGACACUUGAGCCGGCUCAUCCAGCCAACAUCUUUAUCGGCACACUAUGCACAGCCAUCGCGAUACUCGCCCUGGUGGCUGGGUACCUCGACCUCGGGGAUGGCCCGCCCAUCUGGUGGCUCUUCAAGUCGAAAACCGCCUGGUUCUGUGGGCUGGUAGUGACGCAAGGCGUCGCCUGGUCGGUUGCCGAGAAUACCAUGGCUGGGGAGCGCGCGGUCACAGACGCCAUGGCCGACGCGGACGCGCGCCGCAUCGCCAAGCUUCACAACAAGCUCCACGCCGCCGCGAAGCAAGCCGACAUGGACGCGGCGCAGAUCGCCAGGCUGAACGAGAAGCUGCGGGAGGCUGUGGACCGCAUCGUGGACGACGCGCACAUCAUUGCGGCGUACUACGAGUCCGAGUUGCGCAACAUGCGCCUCGCACUCAAGGUGCAGGAGGAGGGCAGCGUGCGUCCAAUGGCAAACCAGCCCGGUGUGAUGGCUCCCACCAUCUCGACCACGCAGUUGGAGCACGCUCUCAAGGCGUGUGCCCACACCAAGUUCUAUACCGGCGGCAUCGACUUCGCGCAGGCUGCCCAGGCGGGUAUGCGCAACGUGCCUGCGCAGACCUCGCCGCCCGCUGAUGUCGUGUCCUCAGAGGCAGGGCAGGUCGCUGAUGACUCGGCGAGCAUAGGGCAAGACUCCACGCUCGAGGAGGGAGAGGUUCCUGGCUACGAUAUCUGA